CACACACACACACACACACACACACACCAACAGAACACAGACACUGAUAGGAGGAGUUGCCUAGACCACUAUGUUGGAGUGUGGAUCACUUGGUGGCUGACCUGGUCCUCAAGAGACUAGAUCCACUUCUGGACAUUGCAUUAACUCUGCCAUCCAUCCAUCCAUCUUUCUCCAGUUGCCAGCUAUGCUUUCCUUCGCUGCCCUCACCCUCCGUCUAGGGUCCACGGGAUGCAGAGGAGGCAGGCGCAACCUGGCGACAGUUGUCUCGGGCAACAAGACGUCUCAGCUGGUGAGGGAAAAGUUGAAAGAGGACUUGGACAAGAUGACGGGCCAGUUCCCUGGCUUCCGGCCAGGUCUGGUAGUGUUGCAGGUGGGCGACAGAGAGGAUUCUAACCUCUACAUUAGCAUGAAGCUAAAAGCCGCAGCUGAGAUUGGAAUCAAUGCCAACCAUGUCAGACUGCCAAAGACUGCAACAGAGGAUGAGGUCCUCCGUAGAAUUGAAGAGGUCAAUGAGAACCUAGAGGUCCACGGCCUCAUUGUCCAGCUGCCCCUGGACUCUAUCAACCCCAUGGACACAGAGAAGGUGACUAAUGCCGUGGCCCCAGAAAAGGAUGUGGAUGGGCUGACCAGUAUCAACGCGGGGAAGCUCUCUCGGGGGGACCUGGGGGACUGUUUCAUCCCCUGUACUCCUAAAGGCUGCAUGAAGCUCAUUAGUCAGACAGGCAUGUCAGUGGCGGGGAAGAACGCUGUGGUGAUUGGCCGUAGCAAGAUUGUGGGAGCGCCUAUGCACGACCUGCUUCUAUGGAGCCAUGCCACCGUGACCACCUGUCAUUCCAAAACGACUGACCUGGCUGCACAAGUAGGAAGGGCAGACAUAUUGGUGGUGGGUGCAGGCAAGGCGGAGAUGGUGAAAGGCGAGUGGUUGAAGGAGGGCGCUGUGGUUAUCGACUGUGGCAUCAACCACAUCCCAGAUGACAGCAAAGCCAAUGGGAUGCGAGUGGUGGGGGACGUGCAUUACCCCUCUGCCAAGGAGAAGGCUGGGUUUAUUACCCCUGUGCCUGGGGGAGUGGGACCAAUGACCGUUGCUAUGCUCAUGGAGAACACUGUCGAGAGUGCAAAGCGCUUUCUCAAGACGUACCAGCCAGGAAAGUGGAACAUUUCCUACACCAAGCUAAAGCCACAGAAACCUCAACCCAGUGACACCGCGAUCGCACACUCCUUCACGCCAAAGACAAUUGGCCGUCUGGCCCGGGAGGUUGGCCUCUUCUCAGAGGAGGUGGAGCCCUACGGGACGACCCGAGCCAAAGUUCGUCUGGAGGCCUUGAACCGCCUCAAGACACAGCCUGAUGGGAAAUAUUUGGUGGUCACAGGGAUCACACCCACGCCACUGGGUGAGGGAACGACAACCACCACCCUGGGGUUGGCACAGGCCCUAGGGGCACACCUUCAUGUCAACAGUUUUGCCUGUGUGCGCCAACCUAGCCGGGGCUCAAACUUUGGGGUCAAAGGUGGUGCUGUUGGAGGUGGUUAUUCCCAGGUCAUUCCUAUGGAAGGGGUCAGUCUCCACCUCAGCAGUGACACACACGCUGUCAUGGCAGCCAGUAGCCUGGUGGUGGACACCGUCAAUGCACGUGUGUUAUCCGAGUCAACACAGUCAGAUAAGGCUCUCUUUGAUUGGCUGGUGCCACUGAGGGACGGUCACAGGAAGUUCUCCCUGUCCCAACUCAAUAGGCUGAAGAGACUGGGUAUAGAGAAACCAGAAACCCUGAAACCAGAGGAGAUAUACCGAUUUAUCCGUUUGGACAUUGAUCCAGAGACCAAGACGCUGAGUGGAUCUGUGGCCAGUGAGAUGAUGGCGGUGUUGGCCCUCAGUACCAGUCUGGGAGACAUGACGCGCCGCCUGGCCAGGAUGGUGGUGGCCUACAGCCGCAAGGGGAAGCCAGUCACAACAGAGGACAUGGGUAUUAGUGGAGUGUUGGCCACGUUGAUGAGAGAAGCUAUGAAGUCCAGUCUAAUGCAGACCAUGGAGGGGACACCUGUGUUUGUCCACACCUGUCCAUUGUCAGAUAUUGCCCAGGGCAACUCGUCCAUCCUGGCUGACCAGAUCGCCUUAAAGCUGGUGGGCCCAGAGGGGUUUGUGGUCACCGAGGCAGAAGGAGGUGCUGAAUUAGGCAUGGAGAAGUUCUUCGACAUCAAGUGUCGCUCUUCGGGCCUGCAUCCUGACGUGGUGGUGAUGGUGGCUUCAGUUCCUGCCCUGAAGAUGCAUGGGGGUGGACCUGCGGUCACAGCAGGUUCAGCCAUGCCGAAGGAGUACUCAACGGAGAACCUGACGUUACUGGAAAAUGGCUGCAACCACUUGAAGAGGCAGCUGGAGAAUGCCCGGGCCUUUGGCUUACCUGUCGUUGUAGCCAUCAACACCUUCAGCACCGACACCGAUGCAGAGUUGGGCCUGGUCUGUGAGCAGGCUAAACUGGCGGGGGCCUUGGAGGCAGUGCCAUGCUCACACUGGGCUGAAGGGGGUGCCGGAGCGGUGGCGCUGGGUCAGGCGGUACAGAGGGCAGCUGAGACACCACACCAGAUGAACUUCCUGUAUGACCUGGAGAUGCCCAUUGACGACAAAAUCAGAGCAAUAGCCAAGUCAAUGUAUGGAGCGGAUGAUGUGGAGCUCCUUCCUCAGGCCCAACAGAAGGUGGCGCUGUUCUCAAAACAAGGCUUGGGCAACCUGCCCAUCUGCAUGGCAAAGACCCACCUGUCCCUGUCCCACGACCCAGAGAGGAAAGGGGUGCCCACCGGCUUUACCUUGCCCAUCAGGGACAUCCAUGCCAAUUUGGGUGCUGGUUUUCUCUACCCCUUGGUUGGCACGACGAGUGUACCACCCCAAUCUCCAGCCUUCUCCUGUUUCCAUGACAACGACUUCAGCACCGAGAGCAAAUAGUCCCUGCCUCCUCUCGGAGUCGGACGUCAUUCAUGUCAAGAGGAGUGAAGAGCUCUGUCCCCUCCAACUACUGUCAGCAACAGUCAACCACAGUGCAACAGGCAACCACAUU
This is a messenger RNA of Salvelinus sp. IW2-2015, 3047 nucleotides long. It is a transcript of the gene mthfd1a, whose product is annotated as methylenetetrahydrofolate dehydrogenase (NADP+ dependent) 1a, methenyltetrahydrofolate cyclohydrolase, formyltetrahydrofolate synthetase. Gene Ontology annotation, biological process: tetrahydrofolate interconversion. Lineage: Eukaryota; Metazoa; Chordata; Actinopteri; Salmoniformes; Salmonidae. Gene Ontology annotation, molecular function: formate-tetrahydrofolate ligase activity; ATP binding; methylenetetrahydrofolate dehydrogenase (NADP+) activity. The record is from RefSeq and is a predicted model, not a curated record. Gene Ontology annotation, cellular component: cytosol.